AUGUCUGAUGACACGCGUGUUGAGUCGGCGAGCAAUGCCCUCUUUGAGGUCCGCGCUCUGCCGUGGUCCGUCGUCGCAAGUGACGAAGUCGUAUCGGAGCUCAUCUCGCAGUACUUCAUGUUCGACUAUUUAUAUGUUUUCCCCCCAAUACCACGUGUCACAUUUCUCGACGAGAUGAAACUGGGAGACGUGGCCGCUGCCACAUCCUGCUCGCCACUGCUGGUCAACGCCAUCUGUGCGCAACAGUGUUUCCUCUCCCCUAAGCAAUAUCUAGAUACCACGGUACGUGAGGUUCUGGCAGAAAGAUUCUUGCACGAGGCAAACAGGUUACUCCAAAGCGAGGGGGGGCGACUGUCCCUCCCAGACGCCCAAGCCAUCUGUCUGAUAUAUGCUGCCGUGGCCGCAAGAGAUCAAGUCAGGUCUGGCGUUAUUUCCCAUGCGGAUGAGCCGUAA
Messenger RNA from Metarhizium robertsii ARSEF 23, 453 nucleotides. RefSeq lists its product as uncharacterized. Bases 1 to 453 code for a protein of 150 amino acids. Lineage: Eukaryota; Fungi; Ascomycota; Sordariomycetes; Hypocreales; Clavicipitaceae. The transcript is spliced from 2 exons. The record is from RefSeq and is a predicted model, not a curated record.